This is a messenger RNA of Sparassis crispa, 609 nucleotides long. Its product is annotated as Carbonic anhydrase. The transcript has 3 exons. Lineage: Eukaryota; Fungi; Basidiomycota; Agaricomycetes; Polyporales; Sparassidaceae. Gene Ontology annotation, biological process: cellular response to carbon dioxide; cellular response to oxidative stress. The record is from RefSeq and is a predicted model, not a curated record. Gene Ontology annotation, molecular function: zinc ion binding; carbonate dehydratase activity. Bases 1 to 609 code for a protein of 202 amino acids.
AUGGCUGAGGCCCACAAUCUUGAUGUCCCCGAGCAGCUGCUCGAGCGUAACAAAAACUGGGCAAAUGACAUCGGGGAGGCAUUCUUCAGGGAAAGCGUUCAGGGCCCUCAGGUUCCUAAGGUGCUCUGGAUAGGCUGCAUCGACUCGCGCGUCCCUGAGUCUGUUAUCACAGCCAGUAUGCCUGGCCAGAUCUUAACCCACAGGAACAUCGCAAACCAGUUUCAUUUGGACGAUAACAACGCGCUUUCCGUGCUUAGCCUUGCGAUUCAGCCCAUCGGAGUCUCACACAUAAUUGUAGUCGGGCAUACUUACUGCGGUGGGGUAAAUGCAUGCCACGCAGCCGCUCACGGAGGCGAAUCCAUAGAUCCCAACACGCCACUUGGACGCUGGCUGGCGCCGUUAACUGCGCUAGCGGAGGAGAGUGGACUCUCUAUCCCCGACCUAGUGAAGGAGAAUGUGUGUAUGCAAGUGCGGAAUGUGGAGAAGAGCGAGGCCGUCCGGGCCGCGAGGGCGGAGGGAAAAAAUCUGUGGAUACAUGGGUGGUUGUAUCAGUUGGAAGCUGGGUGCCUGCACGAAUUGAUUAAAUAUGGACCAAAGAAUAUGUUGUAA